Messenger RNA from Passer domesticus (house sparrow), 1937 nucleotides. RefSeq names its product perilipin-3-like. Bases 109 to 1677 code for a protein of 522 amino acids. The record is from RefSeq and is a predicted model, not a curated record. Gene Ontology annotation, biological process: lipid storage; positive regulation of triglyceride storage. Gene Ontology annotation, cellular component: lipid droplet; cytosol. The transcript is spliced from 8 exons. Lineage: Eukaryota; Metazoa; Chordata; Aves; Passeriformes; Passeridae.
CAUGCGCUCGGGGCGGGCUCCGGGCUAUAAAGGGCGGCGGGGAGGAGCGGGGCGAGCCCGGAGCCGAACCGAGCGGAGCAGAACCGAGCCCAGCGCCAGCGCCCCACCAUGGCCACCAGCGAGCCCACGCCGGCGCAGCCCCAGGCAGAGGAGCAGCAGAGCAUCGGGACACGCGUGGCCAACCUGCCCCUGGUGAGCUCUGCUUACGACAUGGUGUCCUCCGCCUACUCCUGCACCAAGGAGAGCCACCCCUACGUGCGCUCCGUGUGCGAUGCUGCCGAGAAGGGCGUGAAGACACUGACAGCGGCAGCGGCCAGCGGGGCCCAGCCCCUCCUCACCCGCCUGGAGCCCCAGAUUUCUACUGCCAAUGAAUUUGCCUGCAAAGGGCUGGACAAGCUGGAGGAGAAGCUGCCCAUCCUGCAGCAGCCCCCCGAGAAGAUCAUCUCAGACACCAAACUGCUGGUGACCUCCACGGUGACGGGGGCCAGGGAUGUGCUGACCAGCACGGUGGAUGGAGCCAAGGAUGCAGUGACCAGCCGAGUGACCGGGGCUAAGGAUGCAGUGUCCAGCACCGUGGCUGGAGCUAAAGAUGCAGUGUCCAGCACUGUGGCCGGAGCCAAGGAUGCCAUGUCCAACACCGUGGCCGGAGCCAAGGAUGCAGUGUCCAGCACCGUGGCCGGGGCCAAGGAUGCAGUGUCCAGCACUGUGGCCGGGGCCAAGGAUGCAGUGUCCAACCGAGUGACCGGAGCCAAAGAUGCAGUGUCCAGCACCGUGGCUGGAGCCAAAGAUGCAGUGUCCAGCACCGUGGCCGGAGCCAAGGAUGCAGUGUCCAGCCGAGUGACCGGUGUGAUGGACAUGACCAAAGGGGCAGUGCAGGGUGGCGUGGAGCUGACCAGGUCUGCGGUCAGCAGCGGCGUCAGCACCGUGGGCCAGAUGGUGGCCAGCGGGGUGGACUCCGUGCUGGGCAAGUCGGAGGAGCUGGUGGACCAUUACCUGCCCAUGACAGAUGAGGAGCUGGCCAAGCUGGCCACGGCCGUGGAGGGCUUCGAGCCGGAGCAGCAGCGGCAGCAGCACAGCUACUUCGUGCGCCUGGGCUCCCUCUCCUCCAAGGUGCGGCAGCGAGCGCUCCAGCACUCCCUGGGCAAGCUGCAGAGCGCCCGCCAGACCAGCCAGGACCUGCUGGCCCAGCUCCAGCGCACCCUCGACCUGGUGGAGCAACUGAAGCAGGGCAUGGACCAGAAGCUGCAGGGAGGGCAGGAGAAGCUGCAGCAGCUGUGGCUGGAGUGGAGCAAGACGCAGCCGGGCAGUGGCAAGGACCAGGUGUCACCAGAGGCCGUGGAGUCGGGCGCGUUGACCAGGCUGCAGGGCUUGAGCCAGCAGCUGCAGAAGUGCUUUCCCCUGGUGUCCAGCAGCCUGCAGGGCCUCCCCAGCACCGUCCAGGACACGGCGGGGCAGGUCCGGCACAACAUGGAGGAGCUGCGGGCAACGCUGGCCUCUGUCACCUCCCUGCAGGACGUGACAAGCUCCAUGCUGGCCCAGGCCCGCAGCCACGCCAUGAAAGCCCGGCAGCUGAUGGACGAGCUGGUGGAGCACGUGGCCUUCAACACCCCCCUGACGUGGCUGGUGGGACCCUUCGUCCCCUCGGGCAAGCGCCAGGUGGAGCUGGAGAUGGAGUAGCAAUCCCGGGCUGCUCCCCUCCCCAAAAAGCCUCGUUAGGAGCCUUUGCCAAACCCCCCCAGCCCCCCUCACCUUGUGCCUGCCUCUGUGGGGACCCUCCUGCCUGCCCCAGCUCUGUCCCCUUGCUGGAGACCUGCAGUUAUGUGCCUUGGCUGCCCCAAGUGCCUCUUGGGGGUCCCCCACGUCCUCGGUGCCUUCAAACCCCCACCUUUGUAGGGUCAGAACAGCACAGGAAACAAUAAACUCUGGUUAGUUUUGCA